GACUUGGAACGUCCCGGAUUAGUUCUGUGUAACAGGCGAGGAUGUGUGGGCGGACUGUUGUGAACGCACGCUCAAAUAUUUACAAAUUUUUGCCGCGAUUCGUCACGAGGGCGACAUCCACUUCGAUCGGCACGUUUCCACGGGAGUGACGGAAGCGAUCUGACGGCGUCACCGCCCGGGAAUUCACCGGAACGCUCGUUUUCAGCGGAGUCAGCAGUCACCAAGCCCAGGACAAGGCUACAUGCGGUGUAACGUAUAGUGCUGCUAGUACCCGGCCACUUCCGCAGACGAACCAGACCUCUUCCUGCCUUCCCCUCUCGGGACAUCCCGCCACGAUUUCUUCGUCUCGCGACUUAAAACCAGCGUGGAAAAGCAGUUUGUACAAGGUUUACAAUCUGUUAUUCUUUGGUUCAGUUUGUGUUUGUACUACAGACGAGGAUUUAGGCCCAGCAGUGAUCAGAUAGACUGUCGCCUGUUCAGUGUACCGUUCAGCUUGUCUUACCUAGGCGGCACGGUGUGACGGAGGCGACCGAGAAACUUUCCCAGCGAAACUGGCGCAAAAGAGACCCAGAGUGCCCUCGAUGGCGAACAUCCAGGGGUUACCGGACCUCCCAAAGAGCCUGAGUGGGCUAUUGAACACUCACACGGCAAACUCUUGGAGAGAUCUGGAGCGACUGUAUACGAAGCAGUCCAUGAUUCAGGACGAUUUGUCCCGGUCCCAGACGCACCACAUGGCACUGUUCAACGGCAGUAACGGGUCCAACGGCGCCAACGGACAUGACCAUCCCAUCCCCGGGGCUAGGAGACGGCCCAAGCUGGGUCUAGAGGCUUCCAUAGCUCUUCUUAGGAGAGAAAUGAUUGGUCUUCGACAGAUGGAUGUUUCGCUGUUGUGUAAACUGUGGUCGCUGUACGAAGGCAUCCAGGAGGUGAAACAGUCCAUCGGAGAGCCGGCCUCGGAGGGAGGAUCCUUCAGCAUGGACUCCAGACUGUACGACCACACCAUCCACGAAGACAGCAGGGAGGAUGAGGAGGAGGAAGAUGAAGAAGAUGACGAAACUGAAGUCUUUGAAUCGGACAUUGACCAUAUCAAGGACAACAUCAAGAAUGACAUGAAAGAUGAGGAUGAUUUCUUGGGAGAUUUUAUGUCAUCGCGAAGUGUGGUUUCUCCUGGGCUAGGUAUCAGAUGGAGCGACAUAUACAGUCAGCUGAAUGGAUCCAAUCACGUGUAGUAAGUAAACAGCAAGGCUGGAGAUGUGUAAAAUAAGUUUUGUAGUUAAACUGCUGUACUUGUUCAUCGUUUAUCAGUGCCAGACAUGUACAUGUAUAAAAAUGACUUAUAAUGACGGUGACUGUGUAGAAGAAGACAACGUACCUCAGUCUUCCACUUAGAGUACCUGUAUUUUGUCAUGACUGUAAAUAUGGGGGAGCGCAGUGUUGCAACUUGAAGUUCCCUUGCGAGCCAGGCCUGGGCAGGCCCCAAGCAUUAAACUGUGUGUCUAGUUAAGGAUUUGUGUCACAAGUUCUGUUAUGAGUUAAGUCUGUAAUACAGAAGUGUCUUUAAUUUAAAGCAUAGUUCAGUAGACGGUAUGUAGUUGUCUGAUUGAUUAGAAGGUACAUGAAGUUGCCAACAUUUACAUGGUUGCACAGUUUUAUAUUUGCCAUCUUUUAAACAUACUGCCUUAGAUACAGCAUCGCCACUAUGUCUUCCAGAUACAAGAUGGAAGGAUGCCUAGUCAAAGGGGCUGAAGUGUGGAAAAAGGCUUUUUGUAGCCUUGUACAAAUGGUAGAUUUUAUAUCAUGCAAACCACUCUGAGGUGUUGUAUUAACAAGAAUGUUCCCAAUGUUGCAGGUGUACACGGUGUAUUAGAUGCUUUGUACAAUGUAUUAUUCUGUGUGCAGAAAUGUUCUAAAGAAUGGUGCAUAUUUUGUAUUUUUUGUAUCAGGUUUUAUACUGAAGACAGCAUAGUGGUAGAGGGUAGAGGUUAGAAAGAUUGUAUUUGUAGGGUAUAAACGAUCAGAAGUGUCCCACUUGUCAGCUACAUAUCUAACAAUAUUGCCACACAGUUUGUAUCCUCGGAUCUGCCAUAAUGUGAUGGAUAACAAAGCAAGUGGGUUAGCCAAUCACUGAUGGAUGCCAAGGAUGGGUGCUUCUAUCCAUGCCAAAAAACAAUGAUGUCAUACAAUGCGUGAAAACACAUUUCAUAUCUGUGAAAUGUGAUUCCAGUGACUGCUGUGAUUGUUUAGAACAUGAGUACAGGAAUAGUGGACAGCAACUUCGGACCACCAAUGUUACUUUUGAAAAUGACAGUGGUGAGACAAAAUCAUUUUGACAUACAUAGCAAACUGACAUGAAAGAAUAAAAAUUGCCAUAUGAUAUUGUAUUAUGAAUACAUGUUGUAAUUUUCAUGCUUUGUGCUAUGUGCCAAAAGUUCAAAGUGCUGUGUCACUAUCAAAAAUGAAAACUUGAAAACUGACAUUAUUAGAAAGGAGUGCUAAAUGCAACUUACUUUUCCUCACUCACAGUAUGGUGCUCUAGGGUUGCACUAAGCAGGGCUCUGGUGAUGUUAAUGCAACCUUUUAUAGAAUGUUUUGGACAUUGUUUUAGUCCAUAUUGCUGGAUGUUAUUCACUUGUUUAACCGAAUGCUGCAUUUAUUAUACAUGUAUGUGAAAAUGUCUUGUUAUUAAUGCAGAUGGUAUAAAAGUUUCAUGUGGUAUUCUGCAGUUAAGUCCGUACAAUCAUCAAAAAGGUGCAAUUUAGCAUUAACAUUUAACCUUGUAUUAAGAUAUAUAAACCUACUAUCACUGCAUGUACUAAUGGGUUUUAACUUAACAUCUUUGUCAGUCUUUGUAAGAAAUGGUCACACUAUAAAAAUACCUGUCUAGUAGUUACAUUUUUAUUUACUGUGACAUGUUUGUCAGCUCAUAUUUAUUUGGACGUGCUUUCUGUACGGUUUUUCAGAAUAAAUUCAUGUACUUCCAAA
This is a messenger RNA of Branchiostoma belcheri (Belcher's lancelet), 2982 nucleotides long. RefSeq names its product protein FAM89A-like. The transcript has 2 exons. The coding region runs from base 582 to 1229 and encodes 215 amino acids. Lineage: Eukaryota; Metazoa; Chordata; Leptocardii; Amphioxiformes; Branchiostomatidae. The record is from RefSeq and is a predicted model, not a curated record.